CCAGCCUCUGAUUGGUCCACAGCGAGUCAUGUGACCCUCUCCCAAGCGGAGUUUCCACGACAGCUGGAAGCCGAGCGGCACGGGCGCAUCGCUUCUUUGCUAAAAUUAUAGGAAAUAACCAGACUUGAACUCGUCUCAGCACCUCCAGAGAAACCCUGGUCUGGUAUGGGCGACAAGAGGAGUCCCACAAGGCCGAAGCGUCAACCGAAGCCCUCCUCCGACGAGGGGUUUUGGGACUGCAGCGUGUGCACGUACAAGAACACGGCAGAGGCUUUUAAGUGCAUGAUGUGUGAUGUCAGGAAGGGGACGUCAACAAGGAAGCCUCGUCCCGUCUCCCAGCUCGUAUCGCAGCAGCAGGUAACGCAGCAGUUUGUGUUGCCCUCGCAGCCCAAGAAGGAAAAGAAGGAGAAAGUAGAGCGGGAGAAGAGCGACAGAGAGCCGGCACUCAAGAAGAACAGUCACAAGAAGAUGAGGCCGAGGUUAAAAAACAUUGACCGGAGCAGCGCCCAGCACCUGGAGGUGACGGUUGGGGACCUGACAGUCAUCAUAACGGACUUUAAGGAGAAGGCCAAGCCCUCGUCCACCUCGGCCCCGCCGUCCAGCACCGUGGCCACCGCCGACCACCACAGCCAGAACGGCUCCAGCUCAGAGAACACAGAGAAGGGGCUUUCCCGCUCCUCCUCGCCCAGAGGAGAGGGGAGCUCGGUCAACGGAGAGUCCCACUGAGUCACCCCCCACCUCACCACCCCCCCAACUCCCUUCCCCCGGCCUCCACUCAUCUGCAAGCCCACAGGACACUGGUGGAGCUUCCUGCCUCUGCUUUAAGAGCUGCACAUUACUUUCUUUUGGAUCUAUAGGAAGUGUGACGAAACAGCAUCAGAUUUGGCGAGUUUAAAAAUCAAGAUUCUCCACAGCACUGGAAUUCUGCAUUUUAGAAAGCAAUAUGAUAGACCUUUUUGCUCCACCGUCAAAGUGUUUCCAUUUUUCCCUUGGACGUUUGGUGGAAUCAAAAGGAUCCCGUACGCCGUCCAAACGUCAUUACGAGAAAUAUUUACAAAGACUGCUUUAUUCUGACAAGGAACUUCCUCAGAACUCACCUGAGACGUGUCUGAAUAAAUGUUUGGACAAGCUUUAAAAAAGGAUCCUGUGCGGUUUUCCUUCAAGAUGCACCUGCCCGUCGAGCUUCUUCUUUUGAAAAAAUAUUUUUCUUGAACGAAAUGUGCAUCCCCACUCUUGACAUCACCUUCAGUGGCCGGCAGAGUGACCUAUUCUUCCCCCGUGUGGAAUCUUCAGCCUCUGUCUGGAACCUUAUCCGUUAUAAAGCUCAACCAUCGAUUACGCACUCAGUGUCCCGACACUGAACCUUCAACCUCACAGCGAUCCUUUGCUCCUGCUCGCCAUUACCCCAAGCUUUUACUUGUGGACUGCCUCUGCUGUGGAGUGACUUUUUUGACACAGCAUAGCGGCUGUACUCCUCCUGGCACCAUACGGUGCUUUUGGGUAAUGUUUGAAGCAGGUUGUUUAGUUCAGGUAAUGCUUGUUAUGACUGUAUAAGGGCAUCGGGCAGGUUUUGAUAAAAGCCCUCUUUUAGUGGUGUGUGUGAAGGUCUAGUAUGAUUUUAAAGGAUAAUACCGGUUUGUUGCCAGUUUGUGCCAAUAAUUACGCUACCACUCAUUUCUCUCUACACAGUCAGACAUGUUGGAGAUACAAUCAGGAUUUUCUUCUUCUUCUUCCUCCAUCUUUGCUGCCAUUCAUUUUGUACAGUAUAUUAACAACGACCACAAACCUGCAUUAAGUGAUGUUUUUAUAUAUGUAGAGAAUAAGCAACUCAACCCUCACAUAGACCAACUAUAGACUAUCCAUGUCCAAGCAAACCAGCUCAGACAAGCUGUCACACUUAGCCACAUGAAAUCCCAGAAGAUGGAAGUUUGUGGAAAAGAAAGUCUUACCAGCUACUAGCUAACUAGCGAAGUACAGAUCAAACUAGAGCUGGGUAAAUGUAUGCUCCCAUAUAUUUACCCAUGAUGGUGGUCUACGAGGAUAAAUACAAAACUAGAUCCCACUGUUUGUCAUUGCAUUAAAAGAAAGUAGCUCUAAUAUUUUCUUUUACUUGAGCUUAGAGCCGUGUGUUCUUCAUACGAUGACAGUUUGCCUAAAAUUAGAUUGCAUCGAAUCGUAGUGCCAGAUUCUUGGGCUAAUAUUAAUCAGAAGACCUGAAACACUCGUCUAAAGGGAUGUUUAUGUUGGUAUAUGUCUGCUAGAUAUGCAAGUAGUCAAUACAUUCAUAACAUAUUGGCCAUCACAGCUACGAUCUGUCUCUCAGGGCUUUGUUUCUUUGAGUUGAUUUUGCAGCAUCCCGCUAUCACAAAAAUCACUUAAUGCAGAUUUGUAAUUAAUUAGUCAGCUUUAAACUUUGGUCACACUUUAUCCGUCACGUUGUUGGUACUUGAUGUAGACAAAAUUGUGAUUACUGUCAAUCACAUGACUCCUACAGAAUGAUAUAUAUACCGACUAUGGUAGCAGUUCUUCACACGUCAUCAUGUUCCUCAGACGAGAGCUCAUUUCCAGGUUUAUCGCAGUUAAGUUAGUUUUUUUAGAGACGUCAAAAAGAAUAGUUGAUUGCUAAAUGAAUUGUCAACUAAAUGUAGACGUAGUUAAGGGAGUGUAGUUGUAAACAACACCCGGUAUUCUCCUUUUGAAUCUCUGCUGCACAAACAGGGCUGCACCUGCUCAGCUUCGCAGUGGAAAACCAGAGGGUGCUCGUGCUGUUCGGCCCAUUCUGUGGACCCAGUUUGGACAAAGCAUGGGUGCUUCUACAACAGAAAAAGGGGCUUUGACUUCUGGACACGCACAAUAAAAAGGUGACGGCCUGCGGUGUGGAUGGACUUCAGAAACCGUUUAAAAUCCUCCAUUUUGAUGUAGCAAAGUGGGGGAACUUUAGAAUAUACUAACCCCCCCCAGCAGAACAACUAUAGAUCAACCUAACUACACAAUAACUUAUGAAACCUGUAGAAUACUACACAGAUAAAAAUUGAUAUUUCUAAAAAAUAUUGUACUACAAUGUUUUGAUGUGGUUGUAUUAUCCAUCAUAGCAGUGUUAUUGUCGAGAGUUUUACUUUAACAUUUUAGCACAGAUACUGAGAACUGUCAUGGCAUGAUAAUAUUAUGGUCUCGGUAUAUUGUGGGACAGGCUAUGUCUCUUAGUUUGUUAGCAUCGUUUAAUGUGUCUGAGAUCUCAUGGGUUCACCACACUAGCUGGGACUAGCUGUGUGUACCCUUGAGAACUGUUCACACAGACAUUUGUUAUUUGGUUGUGGCAAAAAUGGAAAGACACUUAAAAAAAAAUGUUGGUUGUCACUUGUUGGUUUUUUUUUGUUUUGCUUUGCCAUGCUCUAUUGUUUAAAAAAAAAAAAUGUGUGAACUUGUUUAUUACAUGUCUGAAUAAGAAAAUAACAAAAUUCAAACAAAAAUCA
Cottoperca gobio is the source of this 3473-nucleotide messenger RNA. Its product is annotated as YY1-associated factor 2-like. Gene Ontology annotation, molecular function: DNA binding; transcription coregulator activity. Gene Ontology annotation, biological process: positive regulation of DNA-templated transcription. Lineage: Eukaryota; Metazoa; Chordata; Actinopteri; Perciformes; Bovichtidae. The record is from RefSeq and is a predicted model, not a curated record. The transcript has 4 exons. Bases 166 to 726 code for a protein of 186 amino acids. Gene Ontology annotation, cellular component: nucleus.